CGACACAUCGCACGGCGCGGCAUCUUGAGAUACAUUUAGCUCCCGUUCAACGACUCUAGAUCUACGGGGCGCAGCUUCACAAAUCCUUUGACCACAUGGCUGCAUCGGGCAGCACGUUUCACGUGGGGGCGCAUCGAAGGAGCACCCUUGCCAUGCGACGCUUUGUUUGCGUGGAUUGGGCGGCGGCCCACAGCACUGCCUCUGUGUUUAGAUGAUGGUUUGCUGCAAACGUGUCUAUGAAGCUUCAUUGUGCUUCUAGUCGUUCUCACAUAUCUGUUCAUUCUGAUCCUAUCAUCACCGUCUAUCGACUAAGACACCAAACCUCACACCAUGAUACCACAACAUGACUGUCCGAUGGGGGGGCGUGUUCUACAUGUGCAAUGGUUUCCGUGGUUGCUGUACUAUAGAUCCAUGCAUGCCAGGUAGUACUUGUCCUGCCGACAAGGACCGAACUCCAGGGCGAUCCUCAGAACCAUCUCUCGUUCCAAUCACAUCAAUUUCGAAGGCCACGCCCACCACGACAGGGUCUCCAUCAAGGUCUACAACAGCAUCACCACCAUCUCUCGAUUCAGACAUCACAUUCAGCUUAGCAGAGCCAUCUUACAAGACUGUCACACAGAGUGCCUUGACCACAGCAACACCAUCUGGUGACGCACCAGAAAUGACAAGCCAUGUACAUUCGCCUGUAGCAGUUAUCGUUGGUGCGGUGCUGGGUACUACGGUCUUUUGUGUAUUGCUGAUCUCUAUGUUGCUAUAUCUAAGGAAGAGAAGGCAUACCAAGAUAUACAAAGCGCCGGAUUAUCCGUCUCCAUUGGUUGGCAGCGACAUGACACCGCAAUUAACGAACAAAGCAUCUUCGCAGUUUCAGCAAAAGAUAGCCGCACUUUGCAGAGCAGAGUCAAUAACAGAACAAGAUGAUCUCGCACAACUAGACAGUCGAGAGAUAGGUCGGGACAAACAUCGCUGUAACGGCUCUGUCGGGAAUCUCGCUGAGCUUCCUGCUGAGCCACUGCCGUGGCCAGGUAACUCUUCGCACGGUUAGACCAUACGUACACUAUGGCAAUAGUGAGAUGUAGCUUCCCGGUUCUGUAUGUAAAAACGGUGCGUAUCAACAAUCACCGGAGACGCGGGUGGUCAAGCCAGACACCAGAGGUCAUGGCCGGAGUUUAGAAUGGCUAACCCCAGCGUUAUCUUCCAGAGAAGAGACCACAUAAUAGCCCCUCCGGUUCAUCUAAAGUCGCAUCGCUCGGGUAGCGGAGAAGCCAAAUACUGGUUGUUGGAGUACAUAGUUUGAGGAGAGAUAAUGCAAAUGCCGCUUCAGCAC
Molecule: messenger RNA, 1324 nt
Organism: Alternaria alternata
Lineage: Eukaryota; Fungi; Ascomycota; Dothideomycetes; Pleosporales; Pleosporaceae
Exons: 3
Coding region: 344-1042 (232 amino acids)
Source: RefSeq, a predicted model, not a curated record